Messenger RNA from Talaromyces stipitatus ATCC 10500, 639 nucleotides. RefSeq lists its product as uncharacterized. The coding region runs from base 1 to 639 and encodes 212 amino acids. The record is from RefSeq and is a predicted model, not a curated record. Lineage: Eukaryota; Fungi; Ascomycota; Eurotiomycetes; Eurotiales; Trichocomaceae. The transcript has 2 exons.
AUGGCUAUCGAUGCAACUACCACGCGACAACCGAAUCACGCCGAACAGGGGACAUCUCCAUCUGCAGAAAGUAGUCUUUCACUAGACUCCGCGGCUGUUGCCUUGUUGCAAUUCAAUAGGCAUGAGUUGUCCUACUGCAUCUCCGACGAGCAGAGAAUAUCGCGUCCUGUCAGCCCCAAAUUCGACCAAAAUACCACUUCAAAGAUUAGAUCCUCGCUAGCUCAGUCACCAAGCGCAACGCAGUUCUUCACUUCAUCAGAAGUGUUACAAUUAAGUUCUUCAGUGCAAAAGUUCUUCGAUAAAAUAUGCCCCUUAUUUCCUAUCAUCUGUGACCUCGCUGCGAUGACAAUUGUCUCCUCUGUGAUUUCGCAUGGCUAUGGAGAUAAUAUUGAAACUUGUCUCGCUUUACUUCUUGUGGCAAUUGUCAAAGAGUGUGAUACCUCCACCCUCGGCUCUGGAAGGGGCGAUUUUCAAUACGCACUGUCAAUCCUCGCUCGUGUGCACUGUGACUUUAGUCUGGAAUUUGUGCAAACUGAAAUUCUUGCUGGUAUUUAUCUGUAUCGUCAAUUCAAGCUCAUGGAAGCCUGGAAGCACAUACACGCAGGUUGUACGACACUAUACGUCUUAAUUCAGAGGUAA